Messenger RNA from Cynara cardunculus var. scolymus (artichoke), 1218 nucleotides. Its product is annotated as 1-aminocyclopropane-1-carboxylate oxidase homolog 1-like. NCBI's taxonomy places the organism in Eukaryota, Viridiplantae, Streptophyta, Magnoliopsida, Asterales, Asteraceae. The transcript is spliced from 3 exons. Bases 1 to 1113 code for a protein of 370 amino acids. The record is from RefSeq and is a predicted model, not a curated record.
AUGGCUCUCAGCAUCACACAGCAGCCGACCGAACUGGAUUAUGAUCGUAAAGCUGAGCUCAAGGCAUUUGACGAAAGCAAAGUAGGUGUCAAAGGACUGGUUGAUGCCGGAAUCACGGAGGUUCCUCGAAUAUUCCGUCUACCUUCACCUGAAAUCCUGAAAUCCAGCCAACAAUCGUGUCCGGAGGAAAGUCUUCCGAUCAUUGAUUUACAAGGAAUCCACGUAGAUCCGAUCCGAAGAAAGGAGGUCGCAGAGAAAGUGAAAGAUGCAUCGGAGCGAUGGGGAUUCUUUCAGAUCGUGAAUCAUGGAAUUGCAAGUAGCGUUUUGGAGGAGAUGAUAAAAGGGGUUAUAGCGUUUCAUGAGCAAGAUGCAGAGGUUAAGAAGCAAUGGUACAGCAUGGCUAUCAAAGGGGAUYCUCCAGUGGUUUUCAAUAGCAAUUUUGACUUGUAUGUUUCACGUGUAGCCAGCUGGAGGGACUCUCUCAUCUGCAGCAUGGUUCCUAAUCCUCCCAAACACCAUGAAAUGCCUCCUAUUUGCAGAGAGAUCUUGCUGAAAUACUCGGAUGAAGUGCAUAAACUUUCRGGUCGGAUACUCGAGUUGAUAUCCGAGUCUCUUGGGCUCAACCCUAGUCACCUCACAGAGAUGGGGUAUGCGGAUGGACUUUCCGUUAUCGGUCAUUACUAUCCUCCGUGCCCGCAACCAGAGCUGGCAAUCGGCACGACUGACCAUACCGAUAAGACCCUCUUCACGAUUCUUCUGCAAGACCAUAUCGGUGGUCUUCAGGUCUUGUACAAGAACCAGUGGAUCGAUGUUUCUCCAAUUCCAGGAGCUCUUGUUGUGAACGUCGGAGAACAUAUGAAGCUACUUACGAAUGGCAAGUUUGAGUGCGCGUCACACAGAGUUUUAGCGAAAAAGGUUGGUCCAAGAAUAUCAGUGGCAUCGUUCCUUAAGGUACCACCGACACAAUCCUCUAUGGUCGUUGAACCUAUCAAAGAGUUGCUUUCGGAGGAGAAUCCAGCCAAGUAUAGAAGCACGACCGUGGGAGAAUUUACGAACUAUUUCCAAACAAAGGGACUCAAUGGUGUUUCUGCUGCUUUGCAUUUCCAGAUCUAGAAAGAACAUCAAGAACCAAGAUUGGAUGCGCAAGAAAAUUUAAUCUUUUAUUUUAUGAUCUAUAAGAAAAACUAUACUUGGAUUAUGGUUUUUAUUCCUGAAAAU